AUGGCCUAUAACGACGGUGAUAUGAAAAAGCUGCUGGAUGCGAUAGUUAGCGAAGGCACUGGAGUUGAAGCUGAGAAGUUACAACAAGAGGAAGAGUCGGACAGUGGAGAGAGCACAGACAGUGAAGAGAAAGAAGACGAAGAAGAAUUCAAAAAUCUCAUCACUUCAGUGCCAACAAAUGACCAGCCAAGCACAUCUGAUCCAGCUGCCUUCGACUUAAACGCGUUUCUCACCACUGCUCAGAACCUUUUUCCACACUCCCCGACUGCUGAGGAGACUGAACAGCCAACCACGUCGAAUGAAUACCUUCAACACCUUCUUGUGCCAAAAGAAGAUAACGAAGCGCCAGAAUUAGAUGCCGAACCUGCUAAACCGAAAACUCAUCGUCAAAUCAAAGAUGCAGAGAGAAAAAGAGAUAGAAGAUCUCGAGAGUCUGCAGAAGAAACAGCUCGACGUCUUCAGCAGGCUCAGGAGUACAAGAAAAGAAGAAUCAGCGUUGAGUCGAAAGACGAGCAGAAGCUGCGAUUGUCGAUAGACGCUGCUCGAAAGCGUGCGGAACGUAACAAUGAGUCUGAGGAACAAACAGCAAUCCGGAAAGCAAAAGCUGCUGAACAACGACGAAAAUAUAUUCAAAACGAGUCAUUCGAGAAAGCAGAGGCAAGAAAAGCCAAGGAUGCUGAGAGAAGACGUCAGGCUUUAAAGAAAGAAACACCAGAACAAGCUCAGCUUCGACGGGAGAAGAAUGCGCAGCGACGACGUGAGAGUCUGAAGAACGAGUCUUUCGAAGCAGCUGCUGCAAGACGAGCUGCGGAUGCUGCACGACGUCGUAAGCAGAUUCAAUGUGAAACGGAGGAGCAGAGGGCAAUUCGAAAAUCAACGGAUGCCGCGAGAAAACGGGAUCUUCGUCUGACGAAAGCUAAAUAA
This is a messenger RNA of Caenorhabditis briggsae, 924 nucleotides long. The transcript is spliced from 2 exons. The coding region runs from base 1 to 924 and encodes 307 amino acids. Lineage: Eukaryota; Metazoa; Nematoda; Chromadorea; Rhabditida; Rhabditidae. The record is from RefSeq and is a predicted model, not a curated record.